Ahaetulla prasina is the source of this 5571-nucleotide messenger RNA. It is a transcript of the gene ARHGEF11, whose product is annotated as Rho guanine nucleotide exchange factor 11. Gene Ontology annotation, biological process: G protein-coupled receptor signaling pathway. Gene Ontology annotation, molecular function: G protein-coupled receptor binding; guanyl-nucleotide exchange factor activity. The transcript is spliced from 43 exons. Gene Ontology annotation, cellular component: cytoplasm. Bases 499 to 5196 code for a protein of 1565 amino acids. The record is from RefSeq and is a predicted model, not a curated record. Lineage: Eukaryota; Metazoa; Chordata; Lepidosauria; Squamata; Colubridae.
GGAGCCCCCACCGGCCCUCGCCGGGCAGCGGAGGCGGAUCCCCGCCCGGACUUUCUCCUCCUGGGCGGCCGAGCGGAAGACGGGAAGCCCCGGCGCGGUUUUCCUGGCUGGCUUCGCGCCCCCCCCCUCCGCCUGCCCGCCCGCCCGCCUCGGCCGACAGAUGCCCGGCUGGUAAAAGUGGAUCAUCCGCUGUUUUUUUGAUCUGCUGGGCCUUUUAAGAUCCUGACGGGGAUCUGCUGGCGCCCCCACCCCCGGCUGCCUUUCUGAGUGGAGGAGAAGGGCCCCCUCCAGCCCGUUCAAUGUAGGCGUUGGAUCUGCCGAGGAGCCUCCUGCAAGGGAAGCAAAGGAGGCCUGGGCACGGCGGAGUGUGUGUGGGGGGCUGCCUGGAUGCCCCCCACCCGGGAUGGGGAAGUGACUCCUUCUGCAGCUGGCGGCCACUCCGCACCCUCCUCCUCCUCCUCGCCCUCCGCCUCGGGGUGCUGGACUUGACUGCAAACCAUGAACAUGCACCCCCCUGCCCUGGACAGACGCGCCAGUAAAAGGCACCCUCGCUUGCCCAGCCCCAUUGCCGCCUGGUUGGGCUCCCUGUCUUCCUUGGGUGACUCAGCUCCGGAACGGCGCUCACCCAGCCACCAUCGCCAGCCCUCCGACUCAGGCGAGACCACAGGGCUGGUCCAGCGCUGCGUCAUCAUCCAGAAAGACGAACAUGGCUUCGGCUUCACCGUCAGCGGGGACCGCAUUGUGCUGGUGCAGUCCGUCCGGCCAGGCGGAGCUGCGAUGAAGGCCGGGGUGCAGGAAGGCGAUCGGAUUGUCAAGGUGAACGGGACCGUGGUCACCAACACCUCCCACCUGGAAGUGGUGAAGCUCAUCCGAUCUGGUGCUUACGUUGCUCUCACCCUGUUGGGUUCCCCUCCUUCGUCUUUGGGCUUCCUGGGAUUGCAGCAUGACCGGCAACAGGCAGGCACCCCGCAAAUCACGUGCACGUGCCCCCCGCCGCCACCACCGCCGUUGCCGCCGCCUCCCCACCGGGUCACCGCUGGGCCAAAGCCACCCCAGGACCCGGAAGUCCAGAAACACGCGACGCAGAUCCUCAGAAAAAUGCUGCAGCAGGAAGAGGCCGAAUUGCAGCGAUGUUACGAGGUCUACAGCCAGAAUCCCGCUUCUUUGCUUGAGGAGCAGAUCGAGGGGGCUCGGCGGAGGGUCAGCCAGUUGCAGCUCAAGAUUCGGCAGGAGAUGGGAGAGCUGGUGGAUGCCCCCCGGCUGCCCAGUGAUUCCAGCUCCUUUGGCUCCCGCCUGACGGACGGCGGCCUCUCCAUCGACUCCCAGGAUCGCGACAGCGGCCUGGACUCGGGCACGGAGCGCUUCCCUUCCGUGAGCGAAAUCUCCCUCAACCGAAACUCUGUCCUUUCCGAUCCUGGCCUAGACAGCCCUCACACCUCACCCGUUGCCGCCUCACGGCUCUUCAUGCACCACCGACGCCAAGGCUCCGACACCCCCUUCUCGCCCUCAGCAGAGCAGAGUUUGGAUCACAUGCUCCGAACUUCUAUCAUCGGCCCGGAAGAGGAUUACGACCCAGGAUACUUGGACAACGAGAACGACUCUCUGUUCCAAGAUUUGGGGAAGCUGAAGAUGCGUCCGGCUCACCUAGGAGUUUUCCUGCGCUAUAUCUUCUCUCAAGCAGAUCCAAGUCCCCUGCUUCUCUAUUUGUGCGUGGACGUUUACCAGCAGAUGAGCCCCAAAGAGGCCCGGGCGCUGGGCAAGGACAUUUGGCACAUUUUCUUGGACAAAACGGCACCCCUGAGAGUCAAGGUCUCUGAUCAGCUGUUGGCAGAAAUUGACGCUCGCCUGCGGAAUGGAGAGGAUGCCCAAAGUGCUUUCUUCGAGGUUCAGGAGGCUGUCAUGCCUGAGAUCCAGGAGCAGAUCCAAGAUUACAGGACAAAGCGUACUAUGGGUCUGGGGAGCCUCUAUGGGGAGAAUGACCUGCUGGAGUUGGACGGGGAGCUCCAGAAGGAACGCCAAGUGGCCGAGAAGCAGAUGGCACAGCUGGGGGAUAUCCUAUCCAAAUACGAAGAUCGGAGCUCCCCCAUGAGCUUUGCCCUGAAGACCUACAUGAUCCACAUGGGGAUCUGCCCUCGGGAGGCUCGCCUGGCCAGUGUUGUGGAGAAGUCCCAGGAGAAGGACAAGUGGCUGCCCUUCUUCCCCAAGACCAAGAAGAGCAGCAGCGGCAAGAAGGAGAAGGAGGCCACAGUGGAGGACAAGAAGCGGAACCCCAUCCUGAAGUACAUCGCCAAGCCCAAGAGCUCCUCGCAGAGCACAUUUCAUGUCCCCCUGUCCCCUGUUGAAGUUAAGCCCGGUAACGUGAGGACCAUCAUCCAGCAUUUUGAGAACAGCCAGAACCAUGACGGCCAGGAGGCCGGCCUGCAGCGCCUUUCCACAGGCAGCUUCCCCGAAGACCUUCUGGACUCGGACAGUUCCAGGGCCGAGGUCCGGCUGGGCCGGUCGGAGAGCCUGAAGGGGCGGGAGGAGCUGAGGCGGCUGCGCAAGGCCGAGAACGUCCCCCGUUCCCGCAGUGAUGUCGACAUGGACGCUGCCGCGGAAGCUGCUCGGCUCCACCAGUCGGCGUCGUCCUCUGCCUCCAGCCUCUCCACCCGGUCCCUGGAAAACCCCACCCCACCCUACACUCCCAAAACGGGGCGCAGGAGCAUUGAGUCGCCCAGCCUGGGCUUCAGCUCAGAGGCCUUCCUGCCCCACUUGCUGGAGGAUGAGCUUGGACAGUUCUCGGACCUUGAAAUGGAGCCGGACUCCCAAAACUGGCAGCACACGGUGGGACGGGAGGCGGCUGCCCAGCUGCCUCAGCGGGAGAUCGAUCGCCAGGAGGUCAUCAAUGAGCUCUUUGUGACCGAGGCCUCCCACCUGCGGACGCUGCGCGUGCUCGACCUCGUUUUCUACCAGCGUUUGAAGAGGGAGGGGCACCUGUCCCGGGAGGAGCUGGCUCUGCUCUUCCCCAACCUUCCGGAGCUGAUUGAGAUCCACAAUUCCCUAUCGGAAUCCAUGAAGAAGCUGCGAGAAGAAGGGCCGGUGGUGAAGGAGGUCGGAGACCUGAUGCUUUCACGGUUCGAUGGGGCUGCGCUUGAGGAAUUCCAGCAAGUGGUUGCAGAGUUCUGCGCCUACCAGUCCAUGGCACUGGAGCUGAUCAGAACCAAGAAGCGGAAGGAGACGCGCUUUCAGCUCUUCAUGCAGGAUGCUGAGAGCCACCCGCAGUGCCGCCGGCUGCAGCUGAAAGACCUCAUCAUCUCUGAGAUGCAGCGCCUGACCAAGUACCCGCUGCUGCUGGACAGCCUCAUCAAGCACUCCUCAGGGCAGACUGCCGACUACCGAAAGCUCUGCCGGGCCCGAGACCAGUGCCGGGAGGCCCUCCGGUACGUGAACGAGGCAGUCAAGCAGGCGGAGAACCAGCAGCGCCUGGAGUCCUACCAGAAGCGCCUGGACGCCACCUCGCUGGAGCGGACCAGCAAUCCCAUCGCAGCGGAGUUCAAAAACCUGGACCUGCGAGGCCGCCGGAUGAUCCACGAAGGGCCCCUGGUCUGGCGCAUCAGCAAGGACAAGACCGUGGACCUGCAGGUGCUGCUCUUGGGGGACUUGCUGGUGCUGCUCCAGCGGCAGGACGAGAGGCUGGUGCUGAAGUGCCACAGCCGGACGGUACUGGGCUCCUCGGACCCCAAGCAGACCUUCAGCCCCGUCCUCAGGCUUGGCUCCAUCCUCAUCCGCUCCGUGGCCACCGACAAGCGCGCCCUCUUCAUCAUCUGCACCUCCGAACUGGGCCCCCAGAUCUACGAGCUGGUCGCCUCGACCUCCCUAGAGAAGAACACGUGGAUGGAGCUCCUAGAAGAGGCAGUCAAAAGUGCCACGCAGGCGGCCACGCUACCCCCACAGCCCCACACCCAGGAGCUGUGUCCCCACCAGCCAGCCCCAACCAGCUUCAUCUUCCCCGAUGCAGAGAUCGCCCCCAGGCUGGGCCAAGGGAGCAGCCCCCCCGCCCGUGACGCAGAGGAAGAGGAGGAGGAAGGGGUGUCAGAUCACACUCCCACCGAAGCCUUCGCAGACGAGCAGCUGGAGGUUGGGCACCCAGAGGAGGAGGAGGAGGAGGAGGAGGAAGGCAACCUACCCACCACACCUCCGUUGCUCCCUCUGGAAGAAGCCCCCCCUCAGAGGCUUCCCUGCUUGGAGAGCAUGGCUGAAUCCGCCCUGGGAGAUGUGGAGACCCUGCGGAGGCUGCUCUUGCACAGCUUCCCGCCCUGCCAGGACUCUGAGCCCGAAGAUGACCUGACCCCCACUCCUUCGGGGGUUGGCCCCAGCCGUCACUGGGGCUUGACAUCUGCCAGCCAAGAGGAGGCCUUGAAGGGCCCCCACACGUCUGCUGUCCCUGGCCUUCCAGAGCGGGACCCGCAGGGGCAUGUCCCAUCCUCGGGCCCCGCAAGCGAUCCAGGGCCCGGCUCCGGCCUGGAGGAGGUGGGCCCCCCUGUAGUCCAGUCAGGCGACCAGCGGUCUGAGACUCCAAGCUGCUACCUGGUGGUGCGGAAAGCUGAGGUGGAGGGGAGUGAAAGUGCUCGGCUCUUGAUGGCGAAAGACAGCCAGGGGGGAACUGACGCCGGAGCCCCCCCUAAUGCAGAUGGAAACACUUUCUACUUAAGCCUGCCGGCAGACUCUAAGGAGCCCCAAGAAUGUGCCGAGAGUGUCGGGGAGGCAGUGGGUGCUUUGAGCUGGGCACCAUCCUUGCCUCCGACGGUGUCUUUGCCCGGCUGCCAGGAGAGCACCGGGGAGACCCCGGCAAGGUGGCUGAGCCCAGCAGAGUUCUCUGCACCCAGCCAGGGCAUGCGGGAGGCGGAUGCCAUCUUCCGGACAAUAGAGCAACUGACCCUCAAGCUGACCAAACUCAAGGACGUGGAAGGGGCAUACCGGCAGCUGCUGCUCCGGCAGCCGCCACCGAAGGGGCACUUCACCACCGAAGCCACACCUGGGCAGGGAAGCACAUCAUUGCCAGAGCCGAGCCGGAGGUCGCCCAGCACCCAUCGGGGGUCUGGAGUCAGCCACCCCUCUCUGCCCUCCUCCCCCCAGUCCCCGGUGGCUGCUAAGCCUGAUGUGAACGGGCUCCCUUUCGCCCUGCCUGAAGACGGCUCCCAGGAAGUGACCCUGUAGGGUAGGAGGGCCUCCACCAAAGAAGGAAAACGCACCUCCAGGCGAUGCCUCCUUCAUCCUCCCAACCUUCCCGGCCUGUGCUGAAGAUGGGAGGAGGAGGCCGUGGAUGGGACCGGGAGCUGCCAGGGAGAAAAAUGGCGAAACUGGGGAGGAAGCAGGAGUCCACCUCGUGGGAAAGGCCAGGCGUUGGCUUCGCGCGAACUGUUCUGUGGAAACAUCCCCAACUGGAGCGAGGGAGCGGAAGCAGACUCUCGGCUCCUUCCCCUGCAAUGUGAGGAGCCCCCGGCCCUUCGUUUUGUCCCCUAGAUGAAUGGAUGGCGUGGUUGCACGUUUGGGUGUGCGUGAGAGAUGUGUAACACACGCACGCCCUGCACA